CUGGUUCCAUACAAAGCACAGAAUUAUUUUUUCUAGAUCUGUAUUGAAUUUGUUUCUUGAUGCUACUUAUCAGUAGAGUCUUUUUAUCCUUUCAUAUUUUCUGAUUGUUGUUGAUGUAUGGGAAGGCUAUCAAUUUGGAUAACUAUUUCUGAUCAUUUUCUCUGGGGAGGUUUUAGGUGGUCAAGUUUAACAAUGUUUUGCUUUGCACUCACAGGUGGCUCAGAAGCUGCCUCCUUUAGAGUGCUUCCACCCUGGAGGGCAGGGGCUUCAUGGUGGAGCAGGGCGUCUUAGCAGAAAGUUGAAGGAGUGAGGAGGAAGGGACAGCAGUGGCUCUGGGGGAGAUCCUGGCAGUUCAUCCUAUACCAGGAGACUCAGAAUGUGCCUGUCUCCGUGUGUCACCAUGUGCAGGGUCCUCUGGAAGGACAGGCAUGGUUGCUUUGUCACAUCAAGACUGUCAGGAAUUCCAAAAAGAGCUAUAGGUUUCUAAUGGUUAGCUUACAAAACAAAAAAUUAAUAAAUGUUAAAUUCUAACCUCUUUGUGUAAUUGUGGUCCCUUUUUAGUUCCUGACCCUGUGAUCCUGCUUCACAGUGAUCAAGAGAGCCAGACCCCUGCUUGGCAGAGAGUAUCUCACUGCAAUGCAGCUUCUUUCAGUUUUCUUUAAAUGACCUUGCUGCUGAGAACAUUGAUCUAUUCUUGUUUUUGUUUUGGGUUAUUCCCUAGGGAGAUUGAUUGCCAAAAACUGAAAUUCCUGAGUCUGAAGAAGAAUCUUCAGUUUGAUGCCUUUGUCACCUGUGGGUGGGUGGGGUCAUUGCUCAACCAUGGCCCUGGGUGGGUACUCUUUGUAUUUGCCCAAGUGUUAGGGUGUGGCCUAGCUUCAUGAGGGGGCUCCUCAAACUCCAUUUCUGGUACUCUAUAGUGGUGAUCCCUGGCCUGUCCCAGCCCCUGGCCCUGGGGCCCAGCAUCUGUACAGCGCUUAUUAUAACCCAUCUGUACAGGGCUUAUUAUAAGUCUUUAAUUUUUAAAAACUGUCCACACCAUUCUCCUUUCCUGCCUGAACUCCUAUGUUCUUCUCAUGGAGCAAAGCCUGGAAGUAGGCCUCAGAAUUCUGGGUGCCUGGGGGGACAGGUUAAAAGCCAGUUUCUGGUGCCCCAAAUAGCUCUCCUUUCCUGCAUAUGAGUGUGAAAGGUUUAAGUUGAGGCCCACAAUGUUUGCAUAUGUUUGCAUCCUUGUCACAGGCUUGUUCCAGGAGACCCAGACCUUUAUCUGCCAAAGUGCAAGUAAAGAAAAAUUUAUCUGUACCAAAGCUCCACAGGCUCCUCUGAUUUCCGUGGUUCUCAGAGGCCCCAGGAGACCGGGUAAUGGCAGCAGCUAGGCUCCUGCCGCGGCCGGCAGGACCCCAGGCUGAGGUGACCUUCGAGGAUGUGGCUGUGCUCCUCUCUCAGGAGGAGUGGAACCGCCUGGGCCCUGCUCAAAGGGGCCUCUACCGAAACGUGAUGAUGGAGACCUAUGGGAACGUGGUCUCGCUGGGACUUCCAGGAUCCAAGCCCCAAGUGAUCUGCCAGCUGGAACGAGGGGAAGAGCCAUGGGUCCUGGACAGGAAGGGAGCGAAGAAAAGCCAGGGCCUGGGGAGUGGCCACUCAGACAUCCUCAAAUGUGACCGAACUACAGCCUGCAUGCAACAAGACAGUUUAUCUGAUCCAUGGGAAUAUGAAAUCAAGGGAGAAAAGCAAAAUGCAGACUUGAGUCUGAAGCCAUUAAUUUCAGAGGAAAUAACAGCGAUUCUGGGGAAAACACCCUUGGGGAGGAUUGAUCAAGAAAACAAUGAAACGAAGCAAAACUUCUGUCUGAAUUCAAACCCUGCCUGCCACACUGAAGUUCAGGCCUUAAGCCAGACGGUGCCACUCACUCAGCAUCAGGCCGUUCCUAGUGGAGAGAGACCCUACAUGUGCAUCGAGUGUGGGAAGUGCUUUGGUCGGAGCUCCCAUCUCCUUCAGCAUCAGCGUAUCCACACUGGAGAGAAGCCCUACGUGUGCGGUGUAUGCGGGAAGGCAUUUAGCCAGAGCUCAGUCCUUAGUAAACACAGGAGAAUUCACACAGGUGAGAAGCCCUACGAGUGUAACGAGUGCGGAAAAGCCUUCAGAGUGAGCUCAGAUCUUGCUCAGCAUCACAAGAUACACACGGGAGAGAAGCCUCACGAAUGUCUCGAGUGUCGGAAAGCCUUCACUCAGCUCUCUCACCUCAUUCAGCAUCAGCGGAUCCACACGGGAGAAAGGCCGUAUGUGUGUCCUUUGUGCGGGAAAGCCUUCAACCACAGCACCGUCCUGCGGAGCCACCAGAGGGUGCACACAGGGGAGAAGCCUCACGGGUGCACCGAGUGUGGGAAAACCUUCAGUGUGAAGAGGACGCUUCUGCAGCACCAGAGGGUCCACACUGGCGAGAAGCCCUAUGCGUGCAGCGAGUGCGGGAAGGCCUUCAGCGACCGCUCGGUGCUCAUCCAGCACCACAACGUGCACACUGGGGAGAAGCCCUACGAAUGCGGCGAGUGCGGGAAGACCUUCAGCCACCGCUCCACCCUGAUGAACCACGAGCGGAUCCACACGGAAGAGAAGCCCUAUGCGUGCUACGAGUGCGGGAAGGCCUUUGUUCAGCACUCACACCUGAUCCAGCACCAGAGGGUACACACCGGGGAGAAGCCCUACGUGUGCGGCGAGUGCGGGCACGCCUUCAGCGCGCGCCGGUCUCUGAUCCAGCACGAGAGGAUCCACACGGGCGAGAAGCCCUUCCAGUGCACGGAGUGUGGCAAAGCCUUCAGCCUGAAAGCGACUCUGAUUGUGCACCUGAGGACCCAUACGGGCGAGAAGCCCUACGAGUGCAACAGCUGUGGGAAGGCCUUCAGCCAGUACUCGGUGCUUAUCCAGCACCAGCGGAUCCACACGGGCGAGAAGCCCUACGAGUGCGGUGAGUGUGGGCGCGCCUUCAACCAGCACGGGCACCUGAUCCAGCACCAGAAAGUGCACAGGAAGCUGUGACUUGCGACUGACACAGAAUCUACCCUCUCAGAAACUGCACAUGGAACCACAGGUAGCCUCCAGCCCAGAAGCACCUUUGACCUCUACAGGAGGCCCUUCUGUGGUGAGUCAGCGUCACCAAGUAACUGGAAAAAGAAGCACUGGGCAUGUUCUUCCCAUGGAAAAACUUCAGAGAAUGCCUGUUUGAUUUAACUCAAUAUCUUGAGGUUAUAUUGGAGAGCAAUCAUACAAUUAUAGUGAAUUUUGGUAAAGACAGCAUAUUUCUUUAACAUUACAUAGUUUAUUUGAAGUAAGUAACUAAGGGAAGUUGAGGCAUAAGAACUAGUGUCCCCAAAAAACUUUCUUAUAUUUGAGAUAAAAUUCUUUUUCCUAGGAA
Messenger RNA from Microcebus murinus (gray mouse lemur), 3406 nucleotides. Lineage: Eukaryota; Metazoa; Chordata; Mammalia; Primates; Cheirogaleidae. The record is from RefSeq and is a predicted model, not a curated record.